Molecule: messenger RNA, 2248 nt
Organism: Momordica charantia (bitter melon)
Lineage: Eukaryota; Viridiplantae; Streptophyta; Magnoliopsida; Cucurbitales; Cucurbitaceae
Product: amine oxidase [copper-containing] alpha 3, peroxisomal
Biological process (GO): amine metabolic process
Molecular function (GO): copper ion binding; quinone binding; primary methylamine oxidase activity
Source: RefSeq, a predicted model, not a curated record
CACCAUGGAUAAAAGAACUAUUUCAACAUGGUCUUUAAAUACAACUUCAAAAAAAGCUCGAAACAUCGCUUGCAAUGGCUUACCUAAUUACAAGAAUCACAAUUCUUCUCUUCUUGAUUUCCAUCUCAAUUCCUUCCAUUUUCUCCCACCCAUUCGAUCCUCUUUCCGAACUCGAAAUUGAAAAAGUGGCCUCCAUUAUCAAAUCAAGAUCCAACCUCAUAGACAUCAAAUUUCACUAUUUUGGCAUCCACGAGCCGAGUAAGCCAGCCGUCCUCUCAUGGCUCGCCAACCCCCGCUCCCCGCCGCCGCCACGCGAGGCCUUGGCCGUCGUACGCGCCGCCGGGGAGACUCACGAGUUCGUCGUCGGUCUCGACAGCGGCAGGAUCCUCUCGACGCGUGUGUACGACGGCACCGGGUUCCCGACCCUGAGCAUCGAGGAGCAAGAGGAAGCCAUAGAACUGUCGUUGAAACACGCGCCGCUGGUGGCCGCCAUUGAGAGGAGAGGGCUAAAUUUGUCGGAGAUCGUGGGGUCGGUGUUCACGAUCGGGUGGUACGGGGAGUCGGCGCGUGAGACGAAGCGCGUGGUGAAGGUGUUGUAUUUUUACGGGGAGAAUUCGGUGAACGUGUGGGUGAGGCCGGUGGAGGGGAUUGAGACGGUGGUGGAUCUUGAUCGGAUGGUGGUUACGGAGUUUAAGGAUCUUCGGGUUUGUGUUAUGCCAAAAGUCGACGGUACGGACUACCGGAGUUCGGGAAUGCGGCCGCCGUAUGUGGCGGAGACGAACCCGAUUACGGUUCAACAGCCCAAGGGUCCGAGUUUCGUCAUUAGAGGCCAUACCCUCAGCUGGGCGAACUGGGAUUUACACGUGGGAUUCGACAUGAGAGUGGGAAUUGUAAUAUCUUCAGCCUCAAUAUACGACUUGGACCAACGUAAGAAACGGCAGGUUCUGUACCAAGGCCACAUCUCCGAGCUGUUCGUCCCCUACCAGGACCCAACGGAGGAGUGGUAUUACCGGACUUUUUUGGACGCCGGCGAGUUCGGCAUGGGCUCCUCCGCCGUCCCCCUCGAGCCCCUCCACGACUGUCCCGCUAACGCCGUCCUCUUCGACGCCUACUACGGCGGUCCGGACGGCAACCGGGUCAAGCUGCCCAAUGCCUAUUGCAUCUUUGAGAAGUCUGCGGGCAACAUUGCCUGGCGCCACACCGAGAGUGCAAUUCCCGGAAAAAAGAUAAGAGAGGUGAGGCCAGAUGUGAGCUUGAUGAUAAGGAUGAUAGCUGUGAUUGGCAACUACGAUUACAUUUUGGAUUGGGAGUUCACGAAAAGUGGAUCUAUCAAAUUUAAGGUGAGUUUAACGGGGAUAAUGGAAGCGAAAACGACAGCGUACAAGCACACGAGCGAGAUAAAGGAAGAAAUCUACGGUGCAUUAGCCGCCGCAAACACAAUCGGCGUCAACCACGACCAUUUCAUCACGUAUUAUCUCGAUCUGGACAUCGACGGCCAGGAUAAUUCCUUUGUCAAAUCAAAAUUAAAGAGCUUCAAAUCCGACGGCUCCACGCCCAGGAAAAGCUACUGGUCGGUGGUGGAUGAGUUAGUCCACAACGAACUCGACGCCAGACUCCGGCCGACCGAACCGACCGAGUUCAACAUCGUGAACCCGAAUAAGGAGACUGCCAUAGGAAACAAAGUUGGAUACCGGCUCAUCCCCGGACCGGCGGCACCGCCGCUCCUUUCCGACGACGAUUUUCCGCAGAUUCGAGGGGCGCUCUCUGAUUACAAUAUUUGGGUCACGCCUUAUAAUCGGUCCGAAAAAUGGGCCGGCGGAAUGUACGUUGAUCGCAGCCGUGGUGACCAGACUCUCAAGAUUUUAACAGAAAGGAACAGAGACAUCUCCAACAAGGACAUUGUGUUGUGGCACACCAUAGGGUUCCACCAUCAUCCAACUCAAGAUGAAUUUCCGAUAAUGCCCACCCUCAGUGGAGGCUUCGAACUUCGGCCAUCAAAUUUCUUCGAGAGGAAUCCCAUCCUCAAAAUGAAAGCUCCUUAAACUCCACCGCCGUGUCCGCCGCCGCAUAUGACCAGUGUCUUCGAUCAGUGCCUUUGUCUUUUCUAGUUUCAUCAAUAAUUGUACCCUCUUGCUGUGGUACUUGUAUCUCAUGCAUGCAUUUAGUUAAGGUUUGAAUGAGGAUGGAGAGAGAAUUCUCUGUAGCUACCUUUCUUUUUAUAUUUUAUUGAGUAGUACUUUGUUGUCCA